AUGAUCUCUAGCAACCCUCCAGCAAAUGACGACAAAGAGUCAGAUGACUCUGAGAGUGAGGACGAAACCGAGUCUGAGUAUGAAGAGGAGGAAUUGAAGGACCAGCAUUUCAAUAGUCUUUCCACUCUCCAAUGA
Racocetra fulgida is the source of this 135-nucleotide messenger RNA. The record is from the annotation of a GenBank genome assembly. Lineage: Eukaryota; Fungi; Glomeromycota; Glomeromycetes; Diversisporales; Gigasporaceae.